UAAAUAGAUCAUCUUGUCGGCUGUUUAAUCACAAAUUAAUCAUCUCUUGCAAUGAAAAUUGAAACAAUCGGAAAUUUACUUCACAGUUUCACCAUCUUACUGUUAUGCUUCUAUUCUUCAGACUCAUGCCUCGGAACUGUACACAGUAUCUCAAUUUGGCUACAUCGUGUCAAAUUCACCAUCUACAAUGGGAAAAUAUCUGAAACACUCCUCAAUUUCUCACUGCAAAUAAUCCAAGAGCCAGUGCUAUUUCAAACCAUGGAACUCUUUACAAUUGACUUCAAACCACUUCGUUCGAUGAUUAGUGCAAUUACCACGUACAUGGUGUUGUUUGUUCAAUUUCUACCCCGUCUGGUGACUUCUUCGUACUUAACUAUGGAUUGACCGAGAGUCUGUGUGCGAGAGAUUUUCAGCAGAAGUUGUUCUUUCUUUGUGUGUGAAUUUAAUUAAUAAAUUCUAGAGAAUUUUGCAUCA
Lutzomyia longipalpis is the source of this 474-nucleotide messenger RNA. RefSeq lists its product as uncharacterized. NCBI's taxonomy places the organism in Eukaryota, Metazoa, Arthropoda, Insecta, Diptera, Psychodidae. Gene Ontology annotation, cellular component: membrane. The coding region runs from base 52 to 384 and encodes 110 amino acids. The transcript has 4 exons. The record is from RefSeq and is a predicted model, not a curated record. Gene Ontology annotation, biological process: sensory perception of taste.